Messenger RNA from Diospyros lotus (date-plum), 1150 nucleotides. RefSeq names its product transcription factor DUO1-like. The transcript has 3 exons. The record is from RefSeq and is a predicted model, not a curated record. Bases 1 to 981 code for a protein of 326 amino acids. NCBI's taxonomy places the organism in Eukaryota, Viridiplantae, Streptophyta, Magnoliopsida, Ericales, Ebenaceae.
AUGGAAAGACAAAUUAGGUCGGAACAAGCGAUCAAAAAAGGGCCAUGGACAGCCGAAGAAGAUGAAGUUCUCCUAAAUUUUGUGAACAAAUAUGGUCCCAGAGAUUGGAGCUCCAUCCGAUCCAUGGGACUGUUGCCGAGGACCGGAAAAUCUUGCCGUCUCCGGUGGGUUAACAAGCUUAGACCCAAUCUCAAAGUUGGGUGCAAGUUUUCGGUGGAGGAAGAGAGAGUGGUGAUAGAUUUGCAGGGAAGAUUUGGGAACAAGUGGGCGACGAUCGCUUCGUAUCUUCCGGGAAGAACUGACAAUGAUGUGAAGAACUUCUGGAGCACAAGGCAGAAGAGGCUGGCCAGAAUUCUGCAUUCACCUGCUUCCUCGUCCCAAAUUACCAAGUCACAAAGAAACAACAACAAAGGAAAAUCCCUGCAUUCUGUUCAUCAUCAAAUCCCAACUUUCCAGGCGGUUGAAUUCAGUUGCCCACAAAUGAAUGAAGAACCAUCAUCUUCAAGGUGGCAAUCCUGCUCCUCUUCUUACUUGGGAUCAGACCCUCAAAUGAUGCAGAUAAUACCUCUUCCAGACCUCAUCAACAUAGACCCAAUUAGCCUGCCAUUGCUUGAUGAUAUCACCGAGAGUAGUACUGAAACAAAGACUCCAAAUACAGGCACUUCUACUGAUCUUCAAACCCAACUCCAACUCUCCUUCAACCCUGCAGCUGAUCAAAGCCACCAUGAUGACCCUGUGUUGCAGGGACUUACAGCUGAAGCCAACUUCCUGGAUCUGUUUCCGAACCGGCCACCGGUAGAUGAUCGGCAGCUCGACUUCGGGUCGCCGGCCCUUGAGUCGUUGGAGGGCGACCAGCAGAAAGCAACUGAUGAGAGUGAGAAGCUUGCUGCAAUCCCGGAGAGUUUCUUUGAUGAGUUGCCGGCAGACAUUUUUGACUUCCUCGACCCAUUUCCGGCAGCCUCAUUAUCCGCUUUGAAUUAAUUUUGUUUCAUCCUGAUCAACUGUAUGAUCAUCUAACUCUCGGGAAGAAGAAGACUCUGUUUUUCAUUUGGUUAUCAAACUUACAUAAAUAUAUGAUUGUAGCUUGUGUCCUCAUGUUGUAACUCGUAUUGUGCUCACAGCCAUUUUUAUAAUGACAUAAAGGGUAGAC